Zea mays is the source of this 1086-nucleotide messenger RNA. RefSeq lists its product as uncharacterized. NCBI's taxonomy places the organism in Eukaryota, Viridiplantae, Streptophyta, Magnoliopsida, Poales, Poaceae. The transcript is spliced from 5 exons. The record is from RefSeq and is a predicted model, not a curated record. Bases 1 to 1086 code for a protein of 361 amino acids.
AUGGUCAACUUCAAGCAUUUAUUCAAUACCGGUGACAAGGAAUUAGAUGAGCCAUUUAUUUUUGCAUCUCAAGCAACUCAAGUUUACUAUGUGCAAGAUCCUAUUGAUGCUGAUUGGUUUGCUGUUUUAAAGUCAAAACAACGUGACAUGUAUGAUAUGGAAGAAAGGCUAGACAAUAGUACAGAAAUAGGUUCUUUCUUGCCAGAUUUGGAUGCAAACACGCAAGUGAAUGUAUCUAUUGGUGGUAGUUGUGUUAGGACUGAUAUAGAUGGAAUAAUGGUUGCUGAAAACCAACCUAGAGGAAAGUUUGUAAGAGGAAGAGGAAUGGGUAAAGAAACGGAGGUCAAUGAAUAUGAACUACAAAGGGCUGCCAACAUAAAAGAAAAUUUGAAGUGGAUGAGAUCUCUUAAUCUCCAUGUACCUAGUACUAUGGUUAGUGAAGAAGCAAAUGGAUCACAUCAAGCCAAUAAGAAACAUAAGACAAGGACAUUAGCAGCUUCAACUAAUGGACCUACUUUGCGAUCAAGGACUGAAAGGGAUAUUGUUGAUGAAGAAUCUGAAAAUAGUUACGAAGAAUCUGAAAACCCCAUCAAUGAUGAAGAGCAACCUAUUGGGCAUCGAAAUAUAAAGAAAGGAAGGGGCCCAACCUUGAAGAAGAACAUAUAUUCAAGUAGUGGUGGGCCUAAAAUCUGCAUUACCCUUAAUGAAUAUGGACAACCAGUUGGUAGGAACAGCAAAGAGUUUGGUAAUUUCAUAGGAACUUUGGUGAGGAAAAAUAUCCCGGUUUCUUGUGAGGAUUGGAGACUAGUUGAUUCUAAAAAGAAGUUUGAGUUAUGGACAAAAGUGAAGGAAUACUAUGAAGUGGAUGAAUCUGGUAUAGAUUAUGUUAUAACAUCUGCAGCAAAAAAGUGGAGAGAGUUUAAGGCUGACCUAAAGAACAAAUAUUUUGAUGAAACAUUGAGUUUUGAAGAGCUUAUUGCUAAAAGGGAUGAAAGGGUGAAAGAAUCUGAUUGGGAGCGGUUGAUAACUUAUUGGAUGUCUCCAGAAGCCGAGGUACAUGCUGAUUUGUUUUUAAUUCUUUUUUGA